AUGCGCUCCCUCCCCAGUCUGCGGGGGCCCCGGACGCCGCCCCUGCCGCUGCUCCUCCUGUGCCUCCUCGCCCCGGUGCGCCGGAGCUCGGAGGACGGCCGUACCCCAGCUGCACCUUUCACAAGCCUACCUGUCCGGGAAGAAAUGAUGGCAAAAUACUCUAACCUUUCCUUGGAGAGUCAUAACAUAUCACUGACUGAACAUUCCAAUAUGCCAGUCGAAAAAAAUAUCACUUUAGAAAGACCUUCUAAUAUAGAACUCACAUGCCAGUUCAUGACAUCUGGAGAUUUGAAUUCAGUAAAUGUGACUUGGAGAAAAGGUGAUGAACUACUUGAGAAUAAUUAUCUCAUCAAUGCAACAGGAAGCAUCCUGUAUACCCGAUACAUGUUCACCAUCGUUAAUAGUGAACAAAUGGGAAGUUAUUCUUGUUUCUUUGAGGAGAAAAAGGAACAAAGGGGCACAUUUAAUUUCAAAGUCCCUGAACUUCAUGAAAAAAAGAAACCGUUGAUCACUUAUGUAGGGGAUUCAGUUGUCUUGAUGUGUAAAUGUCAAGACUGUUUUCCUUUAAAUUGGACCUGGUACAGUAGUAAUGGGAGUGUACAGGUUCCUGUUGGUGUUCCAAUGAACAAUAAGUAUGUGAUCAAUGGAAAAAAUGCUAAUGAAACAAGGCUCAAGAUAAUGCAACUUUCAGAGGAAGAUCAGGGAUCUUACUGGUGCCAUGCAAUAUUCCAAUUAGGCGAGAGUGAAGAUCACAUUGAACUUGUCGUGCUGAGUUAUUGGGUGCCCCUCAAAGCAUUUCUUGCAAUAGCUGCUGAGGUUGUUCUUUUAGUGGCUAUUAUUCUGCUUUGUGAAAUGUACACCCAAAAGAAAAAGAAGCACUCAGAUGAUGGGAAGGAAUUUGAACAAAUUGAACAGCUGAAAUCAGAUGAUAGCAAUGGUAUAGAAAAUAAUGCCCCCAGGCAUAGAAAAAAUGAAUCUGUGGGCCAGUGA
Mesoplodon densirostris (Blainville's beaked whale) is the source of this 990-nucleotide messenger RNA. RefSeq names its product embigin (gene EMB). Gene Ontology annotation, cellular component: plasma membrane; axon. The coding region runs from base 1 to 990 and encodes 329 amino acids. The transcript has 9 exons. Gene Ontology annotation, biological process: homophilic cell-cell adhesion; dendrite self-avoidance; axon guidance. Lineage: Eukaryota; Metazoa; Chordata; Mammalia; Artiodactyla; Ziphiidae. The record is from RefSeq and is a predicted model, not a curated record. Gene Ontology annotation, molecular function: cell-cell adhesion mediator activity.